Toxotes jaculatrix (banded archerfish) is the source of this 798-nucleotide messenger RNA. Its product is annotated as transmembrane protein 74. The record is from RefSeq and is a predicted model, not a curated record. The coding region runs from base 1 to 798 and encodes 265 amino acids. NCBI's taxonomy places the organism in Eukaryota, Metazoa, Chordata, Actinopteri, Toxotidae. The transcript has a single exon.
AUGGCUGAUCUCGAACUGUUUUACUUUGAUCAACCCGAUCCGAGAGACACCUCCCUGGUUUUAAAUAAGCAGAGUGUCGCGGAGAUCUGGGGCGGCGGCGGAAAGUCACUUCAUCCCGGGGGAGGAGACGGUUCAGCACCAUGGACAGAGAGCCAGAGAGCCGCGCGGCCGCAGGAGGAAACAGAAACAUCUUUCACCUGCAGAUACCAAGAUGAUGAGGAUGGUGAUGAUGUCCGGCUGAUAGAGACAAGUCCGCAAACCUGCAGACUGAGUCAAAGCUGCUCAAACGAACUGUACGAGGAGGAGGAGGAGGAGGUGGUGGAUGAAGAGGAGGAGGACAUCCCGGAACUUUAUUUGCUGUCCGACGACGACCUCUCAUCUGACGGCUCGGGGAAGUCCGUGGAUUACGGCUUCAUCAUCGCCGUGACUUGCCUGGUAACUGGCAUCUCUUUGGUCGCCAUAUCCUACACGGUCCCCAGGGACGUGCGUGUAGACCCGGACAGCGUGUCCGCCCGGGAGAUGGAGCGCCUAGAGAGGGAGAAAGCCAGAGUAGGGGCCCAUCUGGACCGGUGUGUCAUAGCGGGACUGUGCCUGCUCACCCUCGGGGGCGUGCUGCUCUCCACCUUGCUCAUGAUCUCCAUGUGGAAAGGGGAGAUGAUGAGGAGGAAAGCUUUUGCUUAUUCCAAACACGCAGCAAAGUUGUACGGCUCGAUCAGUUUGAGAGCAGGCUCCAGCCCGACUCGGGAAUCCUGCUCACAUUUGUCAGUGGCUGAUGAGGAUUUAGAAGUGCUCAGCUGA